Molecule: messenger RNA, 1752 nt
Organism: Fonsecaea multimorphosa CBS 102226
Lineage: Eukaryota; Fungi; Ascomycota; Eurotiomycetes; Chaetothyriales; Herpotrichiellaceae
Exons: 1
Coding region: 1-1752 (583 amino acids)
Biological process (GO): fatty acid metabolic process
Molecular function (GO): medium-chain fatty acid-CoA ligase activity
Source: RefSeq, a predicted model, not a curated record
AUGAAGCAGCCGCCCUUCGACAGAACCGACUUCGUCCCAAGUCAUUCGGCCGACCACAUUCUUCCCGCCGACCCCCUUUUCACCCGCCUGCUCACCCUUGCACAUCGCCCCAAUCCCAGGCCGGCGAUACGCGACGUCAAUGCAGGGAUUGAAAGGACAGCCGCCCAGCUGCUGAGUGACGUGCUCGUCCUCCGCCGGGUGUUGAGGGAUUCCCUGACCCACGAAACCGUCCAAGACUUGCAGAAUGGGCGAGAAGUCUAUGUCAGUCUGGUGGCGCCUGGGGGUUACGAGUUUGUUGUGGGUGUGCUGGCCAUCCUGGCCUUGGGUGCUGCUGCUUCGCCCUUCAGCACCGCUCAGCCCGUAAAGGAAGGCUGCUACUAUGUCAGCAAGGCGAGGUCGGUAGCUCUCGUUACGGCCACGCCAGCGCUCCAGCUGGGUGAGGAUGUUGCGAGGGAAAUUCGCAACACCUCAAAUCCCGAUUUCGCCUGUGUGCCCAUCAGAGUGAUCCAACAAGAGACGCCCUUCGCACUGAACGAUAUCAAGAUCUCCUCCAACCGCUACCUCGAUCCCAAUGCCCCGGGCGUGGUCAUCUUCACCUCUGGCACGACAGGGCCACCGAAAGGAGCCGUGCUCAAGCGGGCUGCCAUGGUGGAUGGAUCCAUGUGCUUUGCACAGCAGAUCGGCCUGCAGGAAACGGAUGUCCUUCUUCAUCUCCUCCCCGUCCACCACGCUACUGGGAUCUGGGUGUCAUUCUUCCCCUUUAUCCAGACGGGCGCUUGCAUCGAGUUCAAGUCCGGCAGUUUCGAUCCCGAAUGGACCUGGAAUCGGUGGCGGAAAGGUGGGCUGACGCACUUCACGGGCGUGCCAACCAUCUACAUGCGAAUGAUGCGAUACUACCUCGAGCACGCCACGAAACUUCCCCCAGAAGAGGCAGCAACUUACAAAGCCGCGGCCGCAGCGUUCAAAGUGUGUCUGUGUGGCACCUCGGCCUUACCCAAGCCAAUCAAUGACUUCUGGACAAAUCUCAUGAAUGGGAGACGGAUUGUCCAGCGGUACGGAUCAACCGAGUUGGGCGUCGUCUUCAACAUGCCCGCAGACCCCAGCGAGGACAUCCCGGACGGCUCCGUAGGAGAACUGACCUAUGGCGUGGACGUGAAGCUUUCAGAGGGCGACGAAGGCGAAGUUCUCGCCAAGUCCUUUACCAUGUUCUCGAAAUACCUGCACGAUCCAGAAGCCACUGCCAACGCGCACGAUGCUGACGGCUACUUCAAAUCCGGCGACGUGGCGCGAAGGGAAGGCAAGUACUACUUUAUCGUCGGUCGUGCCUCUGUCGACAUUAUCAAAUCCGGUGGGUACAAGAUCUCGGCGUUGGACAUCGAGCGAGAACUGUUGGCUCUGCCGUAUAUCGGAGAGGCGAUGGUGGUAGGUGUUCCCGACAUGGAAUUCGGGCAGCGAGUUGGUGCCGUCGUGUCCCUCCGCAACGACGAGGUCGCCCAAGAUUUUUACAAGAAGAACAAUCGAGAUCCGCUGAGGUUGAGCUUGGACGACCUGCGGACCGACGUGCGAAGUCGUCUCGCCGGGUACAAAAUGCCCACACUUCUAAGAAUCAUCGAGGGUGAGUUGCCCAAGAGUGGCACAGGGAAGGUUGUCAAGAAGACUCUUGGGCCGCAGUACUUCCCAACAAACUACAUAGAAGACAAGGACGUGCAGAUUUGGUCGAGGAAAGCCACCGCAAGAGACUCCAAGUUAUGA